Dipodomys spectabilis (banner-tailed kangaroo rat) is the source of this 2064-nucleotide messenger RNA. Its product is annotated as translation initiation factor IF-2-like. Lineage: Eukaryota; Metazoa; Chordata; Mammalia; Rodentia; Heteromyidae. Bases 1 to 2064 code for a protein of 687 amino acids. The transcript is spliced from 2 exons. The record is from RefSeq and is a predicted model, not a curated record.
AUGACGGUGCCCCAGUGGCCCGUGUCCGUUUUCUCUGGGACUGCGCGUCUUCCGCCCUGUUCACUCUCCACGGUCUGGCCCUCGGCCUUCCUGCUGCGUUCACGGCCGCAGCAGCGCUGCGCUUCCCUCGGUCAGGCCCACGUGGCUGUCUGUCCGUGCUCUCGGUGCUCCCGGGCUGAGGGCGCAGGCUCGUCUGUGCCCUGGCGGGGCCGGCACACGGUGGUGCGAGGAGAGGGAGCCGGACCAAGGCGGAGCUGCGCGCCGGCGGCCCUGCCUGCCUGUCCGGAGGGGGUUGAGUCCGGCUGUAAACGGGCCAGCCAGCCGGGCCGCACACAGCGCCUCGGCCCAGAGACCAGAGACGCAGCCGGGCCGCACACAGCGCCUCGGCCCAGAGACCAGAGACGCAGCCGGGCCGCACACAGCGCCUCGGCCCAGAGACCAGAGACGCAGCCGGGCCGCACACAGCGCCUCGGCCCAGAGACCAGAGACGCAGCCGGGCCGCACACAGCGCCUCGGCCCAGAGACCAGAGACGCAGCCGGGCCGCACACAGCGCCUCGGCCCAGAGACCAGAGACGCAGCCGGGCCGCACACAGCGCCUCGGCCCAGAGACGCAGCCGGGCCGCACACAGCGCCUCGGCCCAGAGACGCAGCCGGGCCAGGGAGCGGCCAGCGCAGACGGCGGCGGGGCCUGUGCGCACCCAUGUGGUGCUGGAGCCCGCACGGCGCCCGGGCCUGGAGCCUGGAGCCCGGAGCCCGCACGGCGCCCCGGCCUGGCGCCUGGAGCCCGCACGGCGCCCCGGCCUGGCGCCUGGAGCCCGGAGCCCGCACGGCGCCCCGGCCUGGAGCCUGGAGUCUGGAGCCCGCACGGCGCCCCGGCCUGGCGCCUGGAGCCCGCACGGCGCCCCGGCCUGGCGCCUGGAGCCCGCACGGCGCCCCGGCCUGGAGUCUGGAGCCCGCACGGCGCCCCGGCCUGGAGUCUGGAGCCCGCACGGCGCCCCGGCCUGGCGCCUGGAGCCCGCACGGCGCCCCGGCCUGGAGCCUGGAGCCCGCACGGCGCCCCGGGCCUGGAGCCUGGAGUCUGGAGCCCGCACGGCGCCCGGGCCUGGAGCCUGGAGCCCGCACGGCGCCCCGGCCUGGAGCCUGGAGCCCGCACGGCGCCCCGGCCUGGAGUCUGGAGCCUGGAGCCCGCACGGCGCCCGGGCCUGGAGCCUGGAGCCCGCACGGCGCCCCGGCCUGGAGUCUGGAGCCUGGAGCCCGCACGGCGCCCGGGCCUGGAGCCUGGAGCCUGGAGCCCGCACGGCGCCCCGGCCUGGCGCCUGGAGCCCGCACGGCGCCCCGGCCUGGAGCCUGGAGCCCGCACGGCGCGCCGGCCUGGCGCCUGGAGCCCGCACGGCGCCCCGGCCUGGAGUCUGGAGCCCGCACGGCGCCCCGGCCUGGCGCCUGGAGCCCGCACGGCGCCCCGGCCUGGAGCCUGGAGCCCGCACGGCGCCCCGGCCUGGCGCCUGGAGCCCGGAGCCCGCACGGCGCCCCGGCCUGGAGCCUGGAGCCUGGAGCCCGCACGGCGCCCGGGCCUGGAGCCUGGAGCCCGCACGGCGCCCCGGCCUGGAGCCUGGAGCCCGCACGGCGCCCCGGCCUGGAGCCUGGAGCCUGGAGCCCGCACGGCGCCCCGGCCUGGAGCCUGGAGUCUGGAGCCUGGAGCCCGCACGGCGCCCCGGCCUGGGCAGCGCAGCGCCCGCAGCUUUUCCUGCGGUGAGACCAGGCUGGGCUCAGGCGGCAGCCAGGACCCCUUCGGGGCCUCUGAGCCCACCGCUGAGUCGGGGCCCCUGGGCACCAGGAAGGAUCAGGGCUGCGCGGACGGCGUCCGGCCCGUGUUGCUUGUGACUCGCGGGGAUGGCAGUCAGGAGGCCGCAGGGGUCCGGGGCGGGUGCGUGGCCAGCAAUCUCCAUAUUCCACGGGGUCACAUGGACCUAGUACCCAGCUACCUGGCCCUCACUGAAGGCGUGACACCCCUUGGGGUCAGUGCCGGUCUCUGGCGGCUGGCGUCCACGGGCCGUCACAGCUGA